This is a messenger RNA of Penicillium vulpinum, 543 nucleotides long. RefSeq lists its product as uncharacterized. The transcript has 4 exons. The record is from RefSeq and is a predicted model, not a curated record. The coding region runs from base 1 to 543 and encodes 180 amino acids. Lineage: Eukaryota; Fungi; Ascomycota; Eurotiomycetes; Eurotiales; Aspergillaceae.
AUGCGAUUCUUAGUACUCAGCGUUUUAGCCCAGGCCAUCUCAGUUAGUGGCCUAGGUAUCCUCAACUUCCGGGACCAGUCUUCCAUUCCAGCAGCUCUGCUUACUGCUCCUCCUGUUCCUGCUGCUACUACUACUUCAACUUCCCGUAAUGGGGUCUUGAAAGAAGGCACCAAGAUUCAUGUGGGAAGUGGCUGCAUUUUGAUUAAUUCAGCUGUCACACUGUGCAAGAGCGACGAGAAAAACCAAGACCUGUACAAGCCAUACUACAGCGGUCCGUACACGUUGGUUGAUGAUGAAACCGCCAGCGUUGUUAUCCAUUCGAAGUUCAACGGUGACAACCAUACUGCUAUCUUGGUGGAGGCUGGGUGCAAGCUUGAGGCAAACUGGCCUAGCUACUAUGGUGAUCUGGAAUUUUUUGAUGACUGUCUCUUCGAUCGCACCAGAAAGUAUCUCCAGUGCUGUCCUGAAGAGCAGAAAACUCAGACUGAUAUCCCGAAUCCAUACUUUCUCUACGAGCGUCGAUAUGAUAGUCGAUACAACUAA